AAGGAUCUGAAACCGGUGUAUGAAAUUCUUAGAAAAGUAACGCCAAUAAACAUGACGGAAAAGGAUGAAAAGAACUACGCUGGGUCCGACAACUGCUAUGCAUGCAAUAUACAAUUCGGAACCGUCAGGAUAAAUGAAUGGAACGGUAAGGAAGAAAAAGUAAUUAAGUGUAGGGACCAUUGUCAUAUCACCGGCAAAUAUCGAGGAGCUGCAUGCGAUAAAUGCAACCUACGAAUGAGAACACCAAAAUUCGUGCCAAUACUUUUUCACAAUCUGGAAAGUUACGAUGCACAUCUGUUCGUAAAAAGUCUGGGACUCAGUGAAGGUAAUAUUAAUUGCAUUCCGAAAACAGAUGAAAAGUAUAUAUCAUUCAGUAAGGGAAUCCCUAUGGAGACUAUCGUAUUAGGCGAUGAAGAAAAAACACUAUGUCUGGAAAUGCGGUUCCUGGACUCGUACAAGUUCACGCUCGCAUCACUCGACUAUCUCGCCAGCACGCUCAGCAAGGAUGACUUCCACACACUAGAAAGCCAACUGGAACACUCAGGAAUAGAAUUACUAAAAAGAAAAGGGGUGUUCCCGUAUGAAUUCAUGACAGGCUACGACAAAUUACAAUACGAUAGGUUACCCAGCAAGAAAGAGUUUUACAGCAAACUAAACAACACCGACAUCAGCGAUGAGGACUACGAACAUGCACAAAAGGUUUGGAAGGCGUUCGACUGCAAAACGAUGCGUGACUACCACGACGUCUACCUCAAGACAGACGUGUUGCUUCUCACAGACGUCAUGUGUAAGUUUAGGAAGAUGUGUAUGGAAAAUUAUGGAUUAGAUUCCUUACACUACUACGGUGCGCCAGGACUCACGUUGGACGCAGCACUAAAGUUUACCAAGGCAAAACUAGAGCUUAUUCACGAUCCUACCAUGUACCUCAUGGUAGAGAAAGGAAUACGAGGUGGAAUCAGCACGAUAAUGAAAAGAUACGCAAAG
Molecule: messenger RNA, 984 nt
Organism: Paramuricea clavata
Lineage: Eukaryota; Metazoa; Cnidaria; Anthozoa; Malacalcyonacea; Plexauridae
Source: the annotation of a GenBank genome assembly